Polistes canadensis is the source of this 2341-nucleotide messenger RNA. Its product is annotated as enhancer of split mbeta protein-like. Bases 156 to 791 code for a protein of 211 amino acids. Gene Ontology annotation, molecular function: RNA polymerase II cis-regulatory region sequence-specific DNA binding; protein dimerization activity; DNA-binding transcription factor activity, RNA polymerase II-specific. Gene Ontology annotation, cellular component: nucleus. The record is from RefSeq and is a predicted model, not a curated record. Lineage: Eukaryota; Metazoa; Arthropoda; Insecta; Hymenoptera; Vespidae. The transcript is spliced from 2 exons. Gene Ontology annotation, biological process: anterior/posterior pattern specification; regulation of transcription by RNA polymerase II; regulation of neurogenesis.
UCAAAAAUAAUAAAAGAAAAACAAACUAAGUGCAUAUGAUAUAUGUAUAUAAGUAUUAUACAUAUAUAAAGUAUAUACUAUAUAGUAUCAUUUUAUAAAGUGCUGCUAAUUGGUGUUUGUGAGAACGUUGAAAGAAGAAAUAAAAGGGAUUAACCAUGGAAAUGCACGAGCAAAUAAUCGAUGGCCAGGAGCAGCCCAUUUCUAGGACUUAUCAAUAUCGCAAAAUUACAAAACCUAUGUUGGAACGAAAACGUAGAGCACGUAUAAAUCAUUGCUUGGACUUGCUGAAGGAUCUCAUGGUUACUGCUUCAGCACGUGACGGUGAAAACGUAGCGAAAUUGGAAAAAGCCAAUAUCUUAGAAUUAACCGUCCGUCACCUUCACAAACUUCAACGUCAGCAACGUUUAUCAGCUAACCCGGUGAUCGAUGCUGAUCGUUUCAGAGCUGGUUACACGCAUUGCGCUAACGAAGUUAGCCGUUGUCUAGCAGCAACUCCUGGCGUUGACGUAGCCCUUGGUACCAAAUUAAUGACACACCUUGGACACAAACUCAAUUCCAUGGACAAGACUGGACCAUUAACCAUCCACGUGGCAGCACCACAAUCUUCCCCAUCCUCAUCCAGCGAACUUAGCUCCGACGAAUAUUCUAUGCCACUUACGCCAGCUUCCAGUCAACCAUCACCAGUUAGGACGGAAGUCGAUAAAGAAAUUUCACAACAGAGUCAUCAUAGUUUCGCGGAAGGAUUAUUGCGAGUUGCUAAAUCCAACGAACCCAUCUGGAGACCUUGGUAAAACUAAUAAAAUGUUUUUUCUUGGCACUGACACAUUUCCAAUGAAAAAACAAUAUAAUAAGAGAACCAACCCCUAAACUCUCAACGUUGGAAAACGUUGAGGAAGACUGUUGACCAAUGACACUAUGAUCUCUCUCCGGUGCAAAUUCGGUUGUGGUGCAAUAUCAUCUGUGAUUAAUACGGAUGAUCUCAAAGUAAUCGAGACAGAAAUAUGUAAUUACUGAAGACUCGAAUUUAUUAUUAGUUUUCAUUGGAGGAAAAAGAAAAAUCUUCUUGCGUUUCAAAAUAACGCUUUUCCAAUGAAGGAAGAAGAAGAAGAAGAAGAGGAAGUUCAAAUAUUUCUAAGAAGAUAUGAUAAUACGAUUUAACAUAUCGUCCUAACGAAGAACCGAGAUCUCCAUACGAAUUAUCGGAGAAAUCAGACAAGACUAGACUAAAAUAAACUAAACUAAACUAAACUAAACUAAACGAAACGAAAGAACGACAAACUCUAAAAUAGUGAAGUCUUAUUCUUUUUGUUUUCGUUUCUCGCGUAAUACGAAACAAAUCUACCUGAAGACCUGAGCUUUUUAUUUCGCGUUAUCGAUUUAUACAUAUCUACAUUAAAUUGAAAAGUAUUAAGGUCUCAAUAUAUAUAUAUAUUAAACAAUAAUUGAUCGUAAAGUCGUAAUAAGCAAACCGGUUGAAGUUUUAAUUUAGAUAAUAUCGAUGGUUACAUUUUUUUCUAUUAUUUGUUUCAUACUUUUAUCGAAAUAUACAUAUCUUGUUUAUAUAGUCAUGAAUUUCUUCACGAGAUAAUAAUUGAAGAUAAAGUGCAUUCAUAUGUUUAUUGAAUUUGCUAAUUAUUUUUCUUUUUUAUUUUUUUGUUUUUUUUUUUUUUUUUUUUUUUUUUAAAAAAAUUGAUAUUAAUAAGACGUCAUCGUUGCCUUUUAAUUUAUUGAUCUAAACGAUCAGAAAAAUGAUGGAUAAAACAUAAUACGAAUGCAACUCGCGCGAUGCAAACUUUUAUUGUACAUACAUAUAUGCGUUUCCUCCUCCGUCGAAACAAAAAAGACACCUUACGCGUUCCCAAGGAUCGUCUUUUAAUCUUUAAUUAUAUUUUUUUGCUUUUGUUAAAACACAUUCGCGUAAACGGUGGCUUGUUUUUUUUUUUUUCGUGCGAAACAAUUUGUUAGAUAUCGCAUAUAAAAAACUUGAAAUAUAUAGCACCAUAUUUAUCAGAUGUAAUAACAAACUUAUUAAAAAAAAAAAAAAAAAAAAAAAAAAAAAAAAAAAAAAAAAAAAUAAGCAAUUAACAAUCAAACGAAAUAGAACGAACAAAUAAACAAUAAAUUAAAAUGUAAUAAUUAAUAGCGUAGGAUAGGUAUGCCGGUAUUAUCGAAUGUGUUAAAAAGAUAUCGUUCGCGGAAUGUGCAUGUUAAAUUUAAGUAAAAUAAAAAUAAAAGAAGGAAAGAUGUCGCCAUAAGACGUUUGAGAGGAGGAUAUUGUGAUAGAGAAACGUGUACCUGUGAUAUUUACUCUAGUAAAAUUAAUAAAAUGAUACUAAAGUUA